GCGUUGGAAAAUGAAACCAAAGCUUGUUUUGUAGGAUUCUUUCCAGUCCUUAGGCGAGAAUGCCACGUCUCGGGUCCUCGGACUCGAGCUCUGGGACUCACAGUGCCCCCGGGGGGAGAAAGGGGGGGACCACGAGCCUCUUUAAAAAUAAUAAACCCGCUUUGGACCCUCCCUCCUCCCACCCCCAGAAAAACACCAUUCUGUCGGCGGUUCAAGGCGAGCUCAGGAAAAACCAAACUCGGAAAAGGGAGGCGAGGUCUCCAAAAGGUUAAAUAUUAAACUUUGCGGAUCAGAUAGUGCCAGAGUGUUUUGGGAGACACUUCGGACCGCUUGUGGCAAGGCUUCACGGUUUUAAACCCCGGAGCAUUUGACGCCUAGGAAUAAAAUACACUUAGGAGACGCCGUGUGCGCCGCCUCGCGCAGCUCCGCCUGGCCGCCCGGAGGGGCCCCACCGCCGGCCGCCUGUGCGCCCCGGGCCGCGGGCCCGCCGCCGAGCGCAAGCCCCGCUGGCCGCCGCCAUGCACGCCGCGGAGCCCCCGCCGCCCGAGGACUCUGGGACUACGCCGAGGCCGAACUUUUAGGUCCCACUGAGCUAGGCCUGCGGGCCGGGUGGGGGGCUGACCGCGGCACUCCCGCGGAGGAUGGAUGGCCGAGACUUCGGGCCCCAGCGGUCCGUGCACGGUCCCCCGCCGCCGCUGCUGUCCGGCUUGGCCAUGGACAGCCACCGCGUGGGCGCGGCCACUGCCGGACGCUUGCCCGCCUCGGGCUUGCCCGGCCCGCUGCCGCCCGGGAAGUACAUGGCCGGCCUGAAUCUCCAUCCGCACCCGGGCGAGGCCUUCUUGGGCAGCUUUGUGGCCAGCGGGAUGGGGCCCUCGGCCUCGUCCCAUGGGAGCCCGGUGCCACUGCCCUCUGACCUCUCCUUCCGCUCCCCAACCCCUAGCAACCUGCCCAUGGUGCAGCUGUGGGCCGCCCACGCCCAUGAAGGCUUCUCCCACCUGCCCAGCGGGCUGUACCCAUCCUACCUCCACCUGAACCACCUGGAGCCCCCCAGCAGUGGGAGCCCCCUCCUCAGCCAGCUGGGUCAGCCCAGCAUUUUCGAUACCCAGAAAGGUCAGGGGCCAGGAGGAGACGGUUUCUACCUACCUACCGCGGGGGCUCCGGGCUCCCUGCACUCUCACGCGCCCUCGGCCCGGACCCCUGGCGGCGGCCACUCCUCGGGCGCCCCGGCCAAAGGCUCGUCGUCGCGGGACGGUCCAGCCAAGGAGCGGGCGGGCCGCGGCGGGGAGCCGCCUCCGCUGUUCGGCAAGAAGGACCCGCGCGCCCGGGGCGAGGAGGCCUCGGGGCCACGGGGAGUGGUGGACCUGACCCAGGAGGCGCGCGCCGAGGGCCGCCAGGACCGGGGGCCCCCGCGCCUGGCUGAGCGCCUGUCGCCCUUCCUGGCUGAGUCCAAGACCAAGAACGCGGCGCUGCAGCCAUCGGUACUGACCAUGUGUAACGGCGGCGCCGGGGACGUGGGGCUGCCCGCGCUGGUGGCCGAAGCGGGGCGCGGGGGCGCCAAGGAGGCUGCCCGACAGGACGAGGGUGCGCGGCUGCUGCGGCGCACGGAGACCCUGCUGCCUGGGCCGCGCCCCUGCCCCUCACCGCUGCCCCCGCCGCCUGCGCCCCCCAAGGGGCCUCCUGCACCCCCUGCGGCCACCCCCGCUGGCGUCUACACCGUCUUCCGCGAGCAGGGCCGCGAGCAUCGCGUAGUGGCGCCCACCUUCGUGCCUUCCGUGGAGGCCUUUGACGAGCGCCCGGGGCCCAUCCAGAUCGCGUCCCAGGCACGCGAUGCCCGGGCCCGCGAGCGCGAGGCUGGCAGGCCAGGGGUCCUGCAGGCUCCCCCCGGCUCCCCGCGGCCUCUGGACCGGCCCGAGGGCCUGCGCGAGAAGAACUCGGUCAUCCGCUCGCUCAAGCGGCCGCCCCCCGCGGAUGCCCCCACGGUGCGGGCCGCACGCGCCUCCCCGGACCCCCGCGCAUACCUGCCUGCCAAGGAGCUGCUCAAGCCCGAGGCGGACCCGAGGCCCUGCGAGCGUGCGCCCCGCGGCCCAGCCGGUCCUGCAGCCCAACAGGCCGCCAAGCUCUUCGGCCUGGAGCCCGGGCGCCCCCCGCCCACCGGCCCUGAGCAUAAAUGGAAACCCUUCGAGCUGGGCAACUUCGCCACCACGCAGAUGGCCGUGCUGGCCGCGCAGCACCACCACAGCCGCGCCGAAGAGGAGGCCGCCGUGGUCGCUGCCUCCUCCUCCAAGAAGGCCUACCUGGACCCUGGGGCUGUGCUGCCCCGCUCAGCGGCCACCUGCGGCCGGCCCGUCGCUGACAUGCACUCUGCGGCCCACGGGCCUGGAGAGGCCUCGGCUAUGCAGAGCCUUAUAAAGUACAGUGGCAGCUUCGCCCGGGAGGCCGUGGCCGUGCGCCCUGGUGGCUGUGGCAAGAAGAGCCCCUUUGGAGGUUUGGGCACCAUGAAACCCGAGCCUGCGCCCACCUCUGCGGGUGCCUCCCGAGCCCAGGCCCGUCUCCCACACUCCGGAGGCCCUGCAGCGGGCGGUGGCCGGCAGCUGAAGCGGGACCCCGAGAGGCCCGAGAGCGCCAAGGCUUUUGGGCGCGAGGGCUCUGGUGCCCAGGGUGAGGCAGAAGUUCGACACCCGCCUGUGGGCAUUGCAGUGGCUGUGGCCCGGCAGAAGGACAGUGGCGGCAGUGGCCGGCUGGGGCCUGGGCUCGCCGACCAGGAGCGCUCUCUGUCGCUGAGUAACGUCAAAGGGCACGGCCGAGCAGAUGAGGACUGUGUGGACGACCGGGCCAGACACCGGGAGGAACGGCUACUCGGGGCGCGGCUGGACCGGGAUCAGGAGAAGCUGCUCAGAGAGAGUAAGGAGCUGGCUGACCUGGCCCGCCUGCACCCUACCAGCUGUGCUCCUAACGGCCUGAACCCCAACCUCAUGGUGACGGGGGGCCCGGCGCUGGCGGGCUCAGGUCGCUGGUCUGCCGACCCCGCAGCCCAUCUGGCCACGCACCCCUGGUUGCCCCGCUCGGGCAGCACAUCCAUGUGGCUCGCCGGACACCCCUACGGCUUGGGUCCCCCAUCUCUGCACCAGGGCAUGGCCCCUGCGUUCCCACCCGGCCUGGGGGGCUCCCUGCCGUCAGCCUACCAGUUUGUCAGGGACCCCCAAUCAGGCCAGCUGGUGGUCAUUCCCAGUGAUCACCUGCCUCACUUUGCGGAGCUGAUGGAGCGGGCCACUGUACCGCCCCUCUGGCCUGCCCUGUACCCGCCGGGCCGCAGCCCCCUGCACCACGCCCAGCAGCUGCAGCUCUUCUCGCAGCAGCACUUCCUGCGGCAGCAGGAGUUCCUGUACCUGCAGCAGCAGGCGGCCCAGGCCUUGGAACUGCAGAGGAGCGCCCAGCUCGUGCAGGAGCGGUUGAAGGCGCAGGAGCACCGGGCGGAGAUGGAAGAGAAGGGGAGCAAGCGGGGCCUGGAGGCUGCGGGCAAAGCUGGCCUGGCCACCGCCGGCCCCGGGCUGCUGCCGCGGAAGCCCCCCGGCCUGGCCGCCGGCCCCGCGGGCACCUAUGGCAAGGCCGUGAGCCCGCCACCGUCACCCCGCGCAUCCCCUGUGGCUGCCCUGAAGGCCAAGGUCAUCCAGAAGCUGGAGGACGUGUCCAAGCCACCUGCCUAUGCCUACCCCGCCACCCCCAGCUCCCACCCCACCAGCCCGCCGCCCGCCUCCCCGCCACCCACCCCAGGUAUCACCCGCAAGGAGGAGGCUCCUGAGAAUGUGGUCGAGAAGAAAGACUUGGAGUUGGAGAAGGAAGCCCGCAGCCCCUUCCAGGCCCUGUUCUCAGAUAUCCCACCCAGGUACCCGUUCCAAGCCCUGCCACCGCACUACGGGCGGCCCUACCGUUUCCUGCUGCAGCCCACAGCGGCUGCCGACGCUGACGGCCUGGCCCCCGAUGUGCCACUCCCGGCUGAUGGGCCCGAGCGCCUGGCACUCUCACCCGAAGACAAGCCCAUCCGCUUGUCCCCCUCCAAGAUCACAGAGCCGCUGCGGGAGGGCCCGGAGGAAGAACCGCUGGCUGAGCGGGAGGUGAAGGCGGAGGUGGAGGACAUGGACGAGGGCCCCACAGAGCUGCCGCCUCUGGAGUCGCCGCUGCCACUGCCUGCUGCGGAAGCCAUGGCUACCCCCAGCCCUGCAGGGGGUUGUGGAGGUGGCCUGUUGGAGGCACAGGCGCUGAGUGCCACCGGACAGAGCUGCGCGGAGCCCUCCGAGUGUCCAGACUUUGUGGAGGGGCCGGAACCACAGGUGGAUUCCCCAGGCCGGACAGAACCCUGCACCACCGCCCUGGACCUGGGGGUGCAGCUGACACCCGAGACGCUGGUGGAGGCCAAGGAGGAGCCGGUGGAGGUGCCUGUGGCGGUGCCCAUGGUGGAGGCAGUGCCCGAGGAAGGCCUGGCGCAGGUGGCAGCGAGCGAGUCCCAGCCCACCCUAGAAAUGUCAGACUGUGAUGUGCCCGCCGGGGAGGGACAGUGCCCGAGCCUGGAGCCCCAAGAGGCCGUGCCUGUACCCGGCAGCACCUGCUUCCUGGAAGAGGCAAGCUCUGACCAGUUCCUGCCCAGUCUGGAGGACCCACUGGCUGGCAUGAACGCCCUGGCGGCGGCUGCAGAGCUGCCCCAGGCCAGGCCUCUGCCCUCCCCGGGUGCUACUGGAGCCCAGGCCUUGGAGAAGCUGGAAGCAGCCGAGAGCCUUGUCUUGGAGCAGAGCUUCCUGCAUGGCAUCACCCUGCUAAGUGAGAUCGCAGAGCUGGAGCUGGAGAGGAGGAGCCAAGAGACGGGAGGUGCGGAGCGGGCCCUUGUGGCGCGGCCCUCCCUGGAGAGUCUGCUGGCAGCUGGCAGCCACAUGCUGAGGGAGGUGCUGGAUGGGCCAGUGGUGGACCCGCUCAAGAACCUGCGGCUCCCGCGGGAGCUGAAGCCCAACAAGAAGUACAGCUGGAUGCGCAAGAAGGAGGAGCGGAUGUACGCCAUGAAGUCCUCCCUGGAGGACAUGGACGCCCUGGAGCUGGACUUCCGGAUGCGGCUGGCCGAGGUCCAGCGCCAGUACAAGGAGAAGCAGCGUGAGCUGGUGAAGCUGCAGCGCCGCCGGGACUCCGAGGACAGGCGCGAGGAACCCCAUAGAAGCUUGGCACGCAGAGGCCCUGGCAGGCCGCGGAAACGGACCCACGCCCCGAGCGCCCUGUCGCCCCCCCGCAAGAGAGGGAAGAGCGGCCACAGUAGCGGAAAGCUGAGCAGCAAGUCUCUGCUGACAUCAGAUGAUUAUGAGCUGGGAGCAGGGAUAAGAAAGAGACACAAGGGGUCUGAGGAGGAACACGAUGCCCUCAUUGGAAUGGGGAAAGCCAGGGGGAGGAACCAGACUUGGGAUGAACAUGAAGCCUCGUCCGACUUCAUCAGUCAGCUAAAGAUUAAGAAGAAGAAGAUGGCCAGUGACCAGGAGCAGUUGGCAAGCAAGCUCGACAAGGCCCUCUCCCUCACCAAGCAGGACAAGUUGAAGUCGCCCUUCAAGUUUUCGGACAGUGCUGGGGGGAAAUCGAAAACUAGCGGGGGCUGCGGCAGGUACUUGACGCCUUACGACAGCCUGCUGGGGAAGGACAGGAAGGCGCUGGCCAAGGGCCUCGGCCUGUCUCUGAAAUCCUCCAGAGAAGGUAAACACAAAAGGGCCGCCACAGCCAGGAAGAUGGAGGUGGGGUUCAAGGCCAGAGGCCAGCCCAAGUCGGCCCAUUCCCCGUUUGCCUCGGAAGUGAGCAGCUACUCUUACAAUACGGACUCAGAGGAAGACGAAGAAUUCCUGAAGGACGAGUGGCCCGCCCAAGGCCCCUCCAGCUCCAAACUGACGCCUUCCCUCCUGUGUAGCAUGGUGGCAAAGAACAGCAAGGCAGCUGGCGGCCCCAAGCUGACCAAGAGGGGCCUGGCGGCCCCCCGGACUCUGAAACCCAAGCCGGCCACCAGCAGGAAGCAGCCGUUUUGUUUGCUGCUUCGAGAGGCCGAGGCACGUUCCUCCUUCAGCGACUCUUCGGAGGAAUCGUUUGACCAAGAUGAGAGCUCGGAGGAGGAGGACGAGGAGGAGGAGCUCGAGGAGGAGGACGAGGCCAGCAGUGGCGGCUAUAGGCUGGGUGCCCGGGAGCGGGCCCUGUCGCCGGGCCUGGAGGAGAGUGGGCUGGGCCUGCUGGCACGCUUCGCUGCCAGCGCCCUCCCCAGCCCCACGGUGGGUCCAUCCCUGUCUGUGGUACAGCUGGAGGCCAAGCAGAAGGCCCGGAAGAAAGAGGAGCGGCAGAGCCUGCUGGAGACAGAGUCUUGCUAUGUUGCCCAGGCUGGUCUUGAACUCCUGACCUCAAGAGAUCCUCCUGCCUCAGCCUCCCAAAGUUCCGGGAUUACAGGCACAGAGUUCGAGUACACCGACUCGGAGAGCGAGGUCAAGGUGCGCAAGCGGUCGCCUGCGGGGCUGCUGCGGCCCAAGAAGGGGCUGGGGGAGCCGGGACCCUCCCUGGCCGCACCCACGCCUGGCGCCCGCGGUCCCGGCCCCAGCAGCCCGGACAAGGCCAAGCUGGCGGUGGAGAAGGGGCGCAAGGCCCGGAAGCUGCGGGGCCCCAAGGAGGCUGGCUUCGAGGCGGGGCCCGAGGCCAGCGACGACGACCUGUGGACACGGCGCCGCAGCGAGCGCAUCUUCCUGCACGACGCCUCGGCUGCUGCACCUGCGCCCGCCAGCACCGCGCCCGCCACCAAGGCCAGCCGCUGCGCCAAAGGUGGCCCCCUGAGCCCGCGCAAGGACGCCGGGCGUGCAAAGGACAGGAAGGAUCCCAGGAAGAAGAAGAAAGGGAAAGAGGCUGGGCCAGGAGCUGGGCUGCCACCGCCCCGAGCUCCCACCUUGCCCUCUGAGGCCAGGGCUCCUCACGCCAGCUCCCUGACCGCCGCCAAGAGGGGCAAGGCCAAGGCCAAAGGGAAGGAAGUGAAGAAGGAGAACCGUGGCAAGGGGGGCGCCGUGAGCAAGCUGAUGGAGAGCAUGGCAGCCGAGGAGGACUUUGAACCCAACCAGGACUCGAGCUUCUCUGAGGACGAGCACCUGCCGCGUGGCGGGGCUGUGGAGCGGCCGCUGACCCCGGCCCCUCGCUCCUGCAUCAUCGACAAGGACGAGCUGAAGGACGGCCUGCGUGUGCUCAUCCCCAUGGAUGACAAGCUGCUGUACGCCGGGCACGUGCAGACCGUGCACUCGCCAGACAUAUACCGCGUGGUGGUAGAGGGUGAGCGUGGGAACCGGCCCCACAUCUACUGUCUGGAGCAGUUGCUGCAAGAAGCGAUCAUCGAUGUGAGGCCAGCCUCCACUCGCUUCUUGCCACAAGGGACCAGGAUUGCAGCCUACUGGAGCCAGCAGUACCGCUGUCUGUACCCAGGCACCGUGGUCCGAGGAUUACUGGACCUGGAGGACGAUGGGGACUUGAUCACCGUGGAGUUUGACGACGGAGACACGGGCAGGAUCCCCCUCUCACACAUCCGCCUCCUGCCCCCUGACUAUAAGAUCCAGUGUGCUGAGCCGUCCCCGGCCCUCCUGGUGCCGAGUGCCAAGCGCCGCAGCCGGAAGACCAGCAAAGACACCGGGGAGGGCAAAGACGGUGGCACGGCUGGGUCGGAGGAGCCAGGAGCCAAGGCCCGUGGGCGUGGGCGGAAACCCAGUGCCAAGGCCAAGGGUGACAGAGCCGCUACCCUGGAGGAGGGGAACCCAACAGACGAGGUCCCCAGUACCCCCUUAGCCCUGGAGCCGAGCAGCACCCCAGGUUCCAAGAAGAGCCCCCCAGAGCCUGUGGACAAGCGAGCCAAGGCCCCCAAGGCGCGCCCGGCACUGCCGCAGCCCAGUCCCACACCACCCGCCUUCACCAGCUGCCCAGCACCCGAGCCAUUUGUGGAGCUGCCAGCUCCUGCCACGACCCUGGCCCCAGCACCCCUCAUCACCAUGCCUGCCACACGCCCCAAGCCCAAGAAGUCGCGGGCAGCCGAGGAGUCGGGUGCGAAGGGCCCUCGGAGGCCGGGGGAGGAGGCCGAGCUGCUUGUCAAACUGGACCACGAGGGUGUCACGUCACCCAAAAGCAAGAAGGCUAAAGAGGCCCUGCUGCUCCGGGAGGACCCGGGGGCAGGGGGCUGGCAGGAGCCCAAGAGCCUCCUGAGCCUGGGCAGCUAUCCCCCAGCGACCGGCAGCAGCGAGCCCAAGGCACCCUGGCCCAAGGCCACCGACGGGGACCUCGCCCAGGAGCCCGGGCCGGGGCUCACGUUCGAGGACUCUGGGAACCCCAAGAGCCCGGACAAGGCCCAGGCUGAGCAGGACGGGGCGGAAGAGUCCGAGAGCAGCAGCAGCAGCAGUAGCGGCAGCAGUAGCAGCAGCAGCAGCAGCGGCUCCGAGACAGAAGGGGAGGAGGAAGGCGACAAGAACGGGGACGGGGGCUGUGGCGCCGGGGGCCGUAACUGCAGCGCUGCCAGUUCCAGGGCGGCCUCACCGGCCUCCUCCUCCUCCUCAUCCUCCUCCUCUUCCUCCUCAUCCUCUUCCUCCUCCUCCUCCUCUUCCUCCUCCUCCUCCUCUUCCUCUUCGUCUUCCUCCUCUUCCUCGUCCUCAUCCUCUUCGUCGUCCUCCUCCUCCUCCUCUUCCUCUUCCUCUUCCUCCACCACAGACGAGGACUCUUCCUGCAGCUCGGACGAUGAGGCAGCCCCCGCCCCCACGGCUGGCCCUUCUGCGCAGCCAGCGCUCCCCACCAAGGCCACCAAGCAGGCCGGCAAGGCGCGGCCCUCGGCCCACUCCCCAGGCAAGAAGGCGCCUGCGCCCCAGCCCCAGGCGCCUCCUCCGCAGCCCACACAGCCUCUGCAGCCCAAAGCUCAGGCCGGGGCCAAGAGCCGACCCAAGAAGAGAGAGGGCGUCCACCUCCCCACCACCAAGGAGCUGGCCAAGCGGCAGCGCCUGCCGUCCGUGGAGAACCGGCCCAAGAUCGCCGCCUUCCUGCCAGCCCGGCAGCUCUGGAAGUGGUUCGGCAAGCCCACCCAGCGGCGUGGCAUGAAGGGCAAGGCCCGCAAGCUCUUCUACAAGGCCAUCGUGCGCGGCAAGGAGAUGAUCCGUAUUGGGGACUGUGCCGUGUUCCUCUCUGCCGGCCGCCCCAACCUGCCCUACAUCGGCCGCAUCCAGAGCAUGUGGGAGUCGUGGGGCAACAACAUGGUGGUCCGUGUCAAGUGGUUCUACCACCCUGAGGAGACCAGCCCGGGCAAGCAGUUCCACCAGGGCCAGCACUGGGACCAGAAGUCCAGCCGCAGCCUCCCGGCGGCCCUUCGGGUCUCCAGCCAGAGGAAGGACUUCAUGGAGCGCGCGCUAUACCAGUCCUCGCAUGUGGACGAAAAUGACGUGCAGACGGUGUCGCACAAGUGCCUGGUGGUGGGCCUGGAGCAGUAUGAGCAGAUGCUGAAGACCAAGAAGUACCAGGACAGCGAGGGCUUGUACUACCUUGCGGGCACCUACGAGCCCACCACGGGCAUGAUCUUCUCCACGGACGGCGUGCCCGUGCUCUGCUGAGCCCGCCGGGCCCCGCGGGCCACCGGCCACCCGUGCCCCGAGGGCCGCCAGGGACCCCUCUCCAUCACUGCCAUGGCGCGGAGACCACGUGCGUUGUGUGCAUGCGAGCGUUCCUGCAGGCGUGUGCAUGGGGCCAGGUGUGCACGUGGAUGCCCGGGUGAGCGUGUGUGUGCAUGUGUGCCUGUGUGCAUGCACGUGUGUGCACGCAUGUGCACAUGCCUCCAGCCCCACCUUCCAACCCCACCUUCCAACCCCUCAGUGCCCCCAGGACAGGGGCCCCUCUUAGCUAUCAGGGUAUGGCCCUGCCGUCCCCCUCAGGGCAGCCUCGGCUGAGACCGGCCCUUCCUGCCCAGCACGUUGCAAGCACUUGGCCAGGCCGGCCCUCCAGGCUGCUGCUGCGUGGGGGCCCGGGUGCCCGGGUGCCCCCAGGCCCAUGCAGACUGGGGAUUCGGUGGGGAGGGGCGCUUCUAAGGAACCAAACUGACGCUCACUCUGGGCUUCCCGGGUACCCUUAGCACGGAGCCCACCCCGAGGCCUCCCACCGUGCAUGGGACGGGGCGGCCCGAUGCCAGCCGGCCUACCUGACUGUGCCAGGGGCCCUGCCCCCACCCUCUCAGGAUGGUCUAGACUUGGGGAACAGAGCCGGGUGGGGUUGCAGCCCGGAGUAUCAAAGGCACCAGGUGGAGAGGGCCUGGCACAGGCCCACCCUGGUCCAAACCCUCACACUACAGAAAACCCCAAUGGUGCUGAAACCCUCGCCCGGCCACGCCCGGCCCCUCCCCACCCAGGAGGGAGGUGGCACUUCUUAACCUGUACAGUUUUAUUGUACCAAGAGACUCGCCCUGCCCCUGUAUCAUAAGCCUUUAAAUGGAGUCAACUUUUUAAUUAUAUAUAAAGAUAAAUAUAUAUAAAUAUAUAUAAAUAUAAACUUUUUAAAACUGUGAAAAAUAGCUAUGAAAUUAUAAAAAAAAAAACCACAUUCUGACGUGCAGAAUAUUAUUUUUUAUUUCCUGUUAGAUUGUAGUGUCUAGCACCGGCUUCACCGGCCUCCCGGUCCCCAGCACACCCCCCCCCCCGCCCACCCCGCCAAGUGUACUGUACUCGCCCCCCAGGAUAGAGAAGUGUUAGGGAGAGAAGAGGGAGAGGCAGGAGCCGGCCCGAGCCCAGGGUCCCUGCUUGGGCCCCAGAAAGCACUUAACCAGGCCCCAAGCCUUCCAGGGAAACCAAGGAAGGCCUCAACCAGACAAUCUUGAGGGAAGGAAAAGCCAGACUUUGGGUUUGUUUUUUGGGGGAAUUAUUGUUUUUUUUUUUUUUAAUGUUUCUUUUGGAAUUUUGUUGGCAAAUUCUGUGUGAUCUUUUUUCAUAAAAAAAAAAAAAAAAGAUUUAAUUGGAAAAAUAAAA
Messenger RNA from Pongo pygmaeus (Bornean orangutan), 11018 nucleotides. It is a transcript of the gene TNRC18, whose product is annotated as trinucleotide repeat containing 18. Lineage: Eukaryota; Metazoa; Chordata; Mammalia; Primates; Hominidae. Bases 642 to 9617 code for a protein of 2991 amino acids. Gene Ontology annotation, molecular function: chromatin binding. The transcript has 31 exons. The record is from RefSeq and is a predicted model, not a curated record.